AAAGGGUUUUAAACAAAGGAGUAUUCAUACCAUACAUCAGAGAAUCCACAUUGCAAAGAAGCCUUAUGUAUGUAACCAAUGUAGAAUGGGUUUUAGAUAUAAGAGAAGUCUUACUGUACAUCAGAGAAUUCACACUGGAGAGAAGACUUAUGAAUGUAAUGAAUGUGGAAAGACUUUCAUAUAUCGCUCCCAUCUUGCUCUCCAUCAGAGAACCCACACUGGAGAGAAACCUUAUCAAUGUAAUCAGUGUGGAAAGGCUUAUAGAGACAAGGGAACUCUUAGUGUACAUCAGAGAACCCACACUGGAGAGAAACCUUAUCAAUGUAACCAGUGUGGAAAGACCUUCACACAGAGCUACUCUCUUCGUGAACAUCAGAGAAUCCACACUGGAGAGAAGCCUUACAAAUGUAAUGAUUGUGGGAAAACUUUCACAUAUCGCUCCUAUCUUGCUGUCCAUCAGAGAAUCCACACUGGAGAGAAGCCUUAUGAAUGUAAUGAAUGUGGAAAGACUUUCACAUAUCGUUCCCAUCUUGCUAUGCAUCAGAGAAUCCACACUGGAGAGAAGCCUUAUGAAUGUAAUGAAUGUGGAAAGAUUUUCAGAUACUGCUCAAGUCUUGCUAAACAUAAGAGAAUCCACACUGGAGAGAAACCUUAUGAAUGUAACCAAUGUGGAAAGACUUUUGCAAAGAGAAACCUUCUUUUUGUACAUCAGAGAAUCCACACUGGAGAGAAACCUUAUGAAUGUAAUGAAUGUGGAAAGGCUUUUAGACAAAGGGCAACUCUUAGUGUACAUCAGAGAAUCCACACUGGAAAAAAACCUUAUGAAUGUAAGCAGUGUGGAAAAGCCUUCACACAGAGCCACUAUCUUCCUGAACAUCAGAGAAUCCACACUGGAGAGAAGCCUUAUGAAUGUAAUGAAUGUGGAAAGACUUUCACAUAUCGCUCCUAUCUUGCUAUCCAUCAGAGAAUCCACACUGGAGAGAAGCCUUAUAAAUGUAAUGAAUGUGGAAAGACUUUCACAUAUCGCUCCCAUCUUGUUAUGCAUCAGAGAAUGCAUACUGAAGAGAAGCCUUAUGAAUGUAAUGAAUGUGGAAAGACUUUCACAUAUCGCUCCCAUCUUGUUAUGCAUCAGAGAAUGCAUACUGAAGAGAAGCCUUAUGAAUAUGCAGCAAGCACUCAUGGGGUGCCAAUGAGAUAUGUCCGUCUUUUCCACCAGGAGAAGCCAGAAACAGAGGCUUCCAGCAAAAAGGAGAUGAAGAUUGGAGUGACAGACACUCAUACUGACCUGUGA
This is a messenger RNA of Antechinus flavipes (yellow-footed antechinus), 1291 nucleotides long. RefSeq names its product zinc finger protein 135-like. NCBI's taxonomy places the organism in Eukaryota, Metazoa, Chordata, Mammalia, Dasyuromorphia, Dasyuridae. The record is from RefSeq and is a predicted model, not a curated record. The transcript is spliced from 3 exons. Gene Ontology annotation, biological process: regulation of transcription by RNA polymerase II; central nervous system development. Gene Ontology annotation, cellular component: nucleus. Gene Ontology annotation, molecular function: DNA-binding transcription factor activity, RNA polymerase II-specific; RNA polymerase II cis-regulatory region sequence-specific DNA binding. The coding region runs from base 86 to 1291 and encodes 401 amino acids.